AUGCGCGAUAACUUAGUCCUCCUAUCCGUGUUCAUGGUCGUGUUAGGCGUCGCCUGCCCCUCGCAGGCUGCAAUUGCGACCGUGUCACCGCCGAGGAACGGGCUGUCGCGCCCGGCGUCGCAAUUGGAAAGCGCCGGCAAGGCCUCAGGGUUUCGUCGCCUCUUGGGUCAGGAAGAUGUUAAGAUGUUGACCGUUCGGGAGGGCGAGUGGGUAAAAGUGUCAGAUAUUGUCGCGCUCGAAGCUGGGCGGGCGGCCGAAAGCCCACCGAACAGUGAGAGCGCGGCGAGCCAGCAGGGCAACGGAAACGGUUCCGUGAAAAUGUUCGAUAAGGGGAACGGAUUAGCGAAUAACGAGGCAUUUGACUAUGGAAAUGGAAGUGGCGCAGCGGGACUGGCAACGGUGAGGAGUGGGAACCCAGAGGGGACGGGAGGAGCAGAAGAGAAUGGUAGGGCAGGUGGCGGAACUGGUGGAGCGGCUGGUGGCGGCGAUACGAUGGGGGCUGAAAAGAAAGAGGAGGAGAGUGGUGAUGACUACGUGGACGAUGGUGAGGGCGACUGGGCAGCGCAGCCCGGGAUGAGAGUGCAGCAGACGACGAACGGCGAGGAAAUGGUGGAUAUGUUCGAAGAUACCGCCACAGACGCGGAAAUGAAGGAGCUUGCUCAGAACUCCGGGCACGCGAGUGCUGCGCAAGGGGGGGUGCAGAACCAAGAGCAAGGCGGAACUUCGCAAGCCCCGGCGUCGGUGCUGCCUCUGCCUCUCGCAAGCGCCAAUGCGCCCGCUGCGGACGUGGCAAGAAGAAAGGACUCGACAGGCGCGGGGCAACGAAAAGGCGAGCAAACGACUGGGCAAGUGCCGAAACAGCAGAAAGCGCAGCAUGAGGGGCCAGUGGUGCCGCAGAUAGACGUGCGGAAACGACAAGCGGCGGGUCGCACGGGGGAAGAAGGACAGCUGACGGAGUCACGGAAACGAGCAGACAAUCAGCAGAGCCCCUCCAAGGACUCCCAACAACAUGGGGUGGGAGAGGUCGCGAGCGGAAGAGAAGAUGGAACAACAGAAGCUGGCAAAGCAGGAGUGGGCGGGAAUAACGGUGCUGGAGGUGAUUACCUGGACGGCGACGGCUCGGACACGACUGGUGACGGCGGUGGUACGACAGGCAAGGACGAAGUGAUACCGCUUGGCGGGGACGUGGAAGGUGGGGACGGGGACGAGAGGGACUAUGGCACGGAGGCUGAGACCAUGUCCCAGGAGAGCAUGGCCGGGGCUCCCAGGGAGACUGACAGCAGCUGGACUGGGAUGGACGUGGGGACCGCCAAGGGACAAGGGUACGACACCGGCAGCGUAUUCGCCGCCGCGAACAACGGGAGAGAAGACGUUGGCAUGAUGUUUCUUAAGAGUAAUAGCAUGGUGGGGAAGCCGGUGGUGGACGCGAGCGCUGGAGGCAGGGAGAGGAAGCCUCCGGGAGGAGGAACUGGGGAGACGGGGUAUGGGGGCGAACGGAAGGCGGGCAACCACAGGACGCGAACUAAGCCGAGGUUCAAAGCGGUGGACUGUCAGUACAGAGAAAAGGGCGCGUUCAGCAAGCUUCAUCGGUGCGCUGUAGGCUACGCUGGUCACGCCGGUGUGACAGGCGGCUAUAAACGUCCGAUAUACCUGGUUACCAGCGACGACGACAUGGUCGAAAACGUGGCACCUGGCACGAUACGUUUUGGCCUCAACCGCUACCGUCGAUCGGGUGUCACGAUCCGGUUCGCGUCGUCCAUGCUCAUCAACCUGAAGCAGCGCCUAUUUCUCCCAGCACAUACCACUAUAGACGGUCGGGGGGCACGUGUGGCGAUUAACGGCGGCAUUGUGGUGCACAAUGUAACCAACGUGAUCAUACACAAUGUGGCAGUGGGCAAUCUUCCUGGCGACCAUGACGUCAUCCACAUAUCCAAUUCCACACGUGUAUGGGUGGACCACUGUGCAGUGUACAACGCCAUUCGGGGCACUGUAGAUGUUGUAUACGGCUCUACAGAUGUCACCAUUUCCAACUGUUACAUUCGUAACAAGAACCUCACCAUGCUGCUGGGAGCAGAUGAUGGGGACAUGAACGAUGCCAACAUGCGAGUAACAGUCUACCGCAACUGGUUUGACCAGUCAGGCCAGAGGCAGCCCAAGGCACGCUGGGGCCAGAUACACGUGGCCAACAACCUCUACACCAACUGGACCUACUAUUGCAUUGGUGGGCGGAUGUAUGCCAACAUCAGGUCGGAGAGAAACAUUUUUAUUGCCGGCACAAAGCGUAAAGAAGUCACACCCUGGUUUGGAGAGAAGAGCCUCCGAACGGCUGGGUUUGACAACACGCCAUCCAUUCGAUCAUACAACGACCUGCUACUAAAUGGUGCUACGUUUCACCAGUUUACUGGGUACACACGGCCAUUCCUGCCUCCUUACGCGCUUGAUAUUCACCGUGCGGAUAAGGUUCUGGCGGAUUUCGUUCGUGAUAAUGCAGGGCCGCAGGUGGGGAGAUUCACAGAGCUGGCUUGUACAGAAUCAACCUGCAUUCAGCAAGGGGAUGACGUUUAG
Closterium sp. NIES-65 is the source of this 2565-nucleotide messenger RNA. Lineage: Eukaryota; Viridiplantae; Streptophyta; Zygnematophyceae; Desmidiales; Closteriaceae. The record is from the annotation of a GenBank genome assembly.